This is a messenger RNA of Phaeoacremonium minimum UCRPA7, 657 nucleotides long. RefSeq names its product putative glutathione s- protein. The transcript has a single exon. The record is from RefSeq and is a predicted model, not a curated record. Bases 1 to 657 code for a protein of 218 amino acids. NCBI's taxonomy places the organism in Eukaryota, Fungi, Ascomycota, Sordariomycetes, Togniniales, Togniniaceae.
AUGUCUCUCAAGCCGAUCACUCUAUGGGCGCACGACAGUGGCCCCAAUGCCUGGAAGGUGGCAAUUAUUCUUGAGGAGCUUGAUGUCCCUUAUACGGUCAAGUUCCUGGAAUUCCCGGACAUGAAGAAGGAGCCGUACGUGUCUAUUAACCCCAACGGCCGAGUGCCUGCAAUCCAGGACCCGAAUACAGGCACGACGCUGUGGGAGUCAGGCGCUAUAUUCGAAUACUUGAUCGAAAUCUACGACAAGAAAAAUAAGAUCAGCUUCGCCCCAGGAGUCAGAGAGUACUAUGAAGCAAAGCAGUGGCUGUACUACCAAGUGUCAGGCCAGGGCCCGUACUUUGGGCAGGCCAUAUGGUUCACCGUCUACCACCCUGAGAAGCUUCCCGGAGUUGUCGACCGCUACAUCAAUGAGAUCAUUCGCGUAUCCGGUGUCCUAAACCGCGUCCUAGAAGACAGGGAAUUCCUCGUCGGCGGCAAGUACAGCUAUGCCGAUGCGGCGUUCGUGACGUGGUACAUCGUUAUGCGCCUUUUCGCUGAUAGGGUCAACUUUGAAGCGGAUUUCCCCUUCCUUCACGCCUGGCUGGAGCGUAUGAAAGCCCGUCCAGCUAUUGCAAAGGUUCUAAAGGAUCGCGAAGCCGCUAUGGAGGCCAAGUAA